This is a messenger RNA of Eriocheir sinensis (Chinese mitten crab), 5061 nucleotides long. RefSeq lists its product as uncharacterized. Gene Ontology annotation, biological process: sodium ion transmembrane transport. Lineage: Eukaryota; Metazoa; Arthropoda; Malacostraca; Decapoda; Varunidae. The transcript is spliced from 18 exons. Bases 188 to 4492 code for a protein of 1434 amino acids. The record is from RefSeq and is a predicted model, not a curated record. Gene Ontology annotation, cellular component: membrane.
UCCCCAACAACCCCAUGAGUUCCCCAGACUUCCCCAACCCCAAGAUGACCCCCCCAGACCUCCCCAACAACCCCAUGACUUCCCCAGACUUCCCCAAGAACCCCAUGCAAAUCGCCAACCCCAAGAUGACUUCCCCAAACUUCCCCGAGGACCCCAUGCUAAUCCCCAACCCCAGAAUGAUGUCCCCAUGUGUCCCCAAGACAACCGCAUCAUCCCUCACUCCCCUCACGAGUACCCCAGUCUUCCCCACUCCCCCCCAGAAUUCCCCAGCCUUCCCCAGGACAUUGCCUACCCCCCACAUGACCUCCCAGACAUCAUUUUAGCAGCACAUCGACGAUUACAACCCCGGCCCCUUGAAAUCCCCACCCCUCCCCAAAUUCCCCAACCACAGUCACCCCUCCCCACCAAUCCCCAAGCACUGAACCCUCUCGCAGACCCUCCCCUACAGCACACCACCCUCCCCACAUCCCCACAAGACCACAUCCUUCCCCAAACCCUGGAAACUAGAAAUUCCCAACCUUCCCUAAGCAACCCCAGUGUAUCAGGACCUCCCCAAGCACCUCAAAUCCCCACCACGUCAACCUUGAACUUUGAGGAGGAGGAGGAGGAGGAGGAGGAGGAGGGGAGGAGGAAGACUGGGCUAGCAGCAGCGGUAACGAGAGUGGUGAGGAGGAGUAUGAGGAAGAUGAAGAGGUUGAGGCUGUCGGGGAGGAAGACGGGGAGGAAUACUGAAGAAGGAGGAGGAGGAGGAGGGGGUGGGGGAGGAGGGGGGGUGAGUGAGGAGACGGAGAGGCGGAGGGGUCUGCCAUCAGCACCCCCCCUUGGUCUGUCAACUGUUCGCUCCCCGGCAGCUGCGUCUAUUAUCGUAACCUCCCUCAUGGCUGCCCUCUCCCCCCCUCCCCACUCCCCAUCACACUCCCCACCACGAGAAACCCUCCCCCCUCCUCCCCCUGCUACCACCACCAUCAACAACAACGUCAACACCACUAGAACGAACGAGGAAGAGACGGAGGAAGAAAGAAGAAGAAGAGGAGGAAGAGGAGGAGGAGGAAGAAGAGAAGAAGAGAGAAGUAUAGGAAGAGGAGGAGGAGAGGAGGAGGAAGAGAGACAAAGAAGAGAGGAGAACAGAAGAAAUGAAGGAAGAGAAGGAAGAGGAGGAGGAGGAGGAGAAGAUCAUAGAAGAGGAGGAGGAGGAGGAGGAGGAGAGUCGCUUUUCUCUACACCUCCUCCUCCUCCUCUUCUCUCCCCUUCCUCUCCUCCACUAAGCCUGGAGGUGGAGGUGGGAGGUUACGUCGGAGGAGGAGGAGGGGGGGAGGAGAGGUGGGGGGGAGGAGGAGGCCCUUCCUUCAUACCCCGCCCAAGCUUCUCUCCCCAACCAGAAAGGGAGAGAGAAAGGGGAGGAAGAGAAGGGAGGGAGAGGGAGGAGGGGAGAGAGAGGAGGAGAUCGAGGAGAGUGGAGGAGGAAGUCAUCUCCACCAUAACAUCCACCAUCUCUUCCACCUCCACAAACAAUGAUAAUAGUAAUAAUAAUAAUAAUAAUAAUAAUAAUAAUAAUAGCCAAGGAAGAGACGAGGUAGAUGGAGGAGGAGGAGGAGGAGGAGGAGGAGGAGGAGGAGGAGAAGAGGAAAGAAGAGAAAGACAGCACAGAAGAAGCAACAGCCGAGAGGAAGGAAGAAGAGAAUCAAGAGGAGGAGGAGGAGGAGGAGGAAGAGGAAGAGGAAGAAGAAGAACCGUGUCUCCAGUUUCUCCAAGAAGACGCUCUCUCUCAGGUGUGGGCGGCGGGCGUGCGGGCGGCAGCGCCUGGAGCCACACCCACUCCGGCCUCUUCGCCUCCCUGGCUGUCACCGUGACCACCUUCAACAUAUCGAGAUUCGCUGUACUGGGCGCGCGGUUCGGAUGGCCGUUCGUGGUGCAGUGGGUAGUGGUGUCGGCCGUGCUGGGGCUGCCGCUCAUGACCUUCCACGUCACCCUCGGCCAAUACCUGGGGUGCGGCGUUCUGGACAUGUGGGUCAUUUCGCCCAUAUUCCAGGGCGUGGGGUACAGUCUGUUGGCGGCCCAGGUGGUUGCGGGGCUGUACUGCUGCGUGCCUGUGGCCUGGCUGUUCGUCUUCUUCCGGGAUAGCUUCAUCACCCACAACAACAUGUUCAGAUGGGCGGACUGCAGACUGGUCAACUGCUCCGUGGAUGACAACUUCUCUACUAUCAUGAUCGAAGGGAUCCCAAAAUAUUUCAACUCCCAGGUGUUGCAGCGCGGCGAGGAGGGCGCGUCAUGGCUACAGGAGCUGGGCACGCUGCGGUUUGAUAUGGCCUUCAACAUUGCCCUCAUCUGGAUCAUUACCCUUCUUGCCCUGAGCCGCGGUAACCAGACGUACGGCAAGGUGUGUUACCUGGUGUUCCUGGCGCCGCUGCUGUGCUUCAUGGUGGUGGCUCUGUUCCUCGUCAGCAGAGCGCAGGACACGCCCCUCGCCUCGGACACCCUCACAUCCUUCUCCGACUUCUUCAUGAACAGCAGGUCAUGGAUGGCCGCAAGCAGGGAGGUGUUCCUGGUCUGGGGGUUCCAUGGCGCUGUUUUGCAACAAAUGUCUGCUCACAACAAGCGCGGUCACCCCCUGCACCGAGACACUACCCUCUUGUGGCUGGUGACGAGCUUGGUGUUGAUUCUGGCAGCUGCGGCGGGCCUCAGCUGUGUGGCCGGACUCAGGGAAAGCGACCUUGCCUACAAACCGUCAUCCUUUGAGACCACCCAGCGCGCCCAGUUCCUCACCGAGCAUCAGGAGUACAGCUACACCCGUGACCUCCGCCUUGAGACCUUCAUGCGCCACCACCUCCAAAUUGACCCGCCGACCCCCGCCCUGCGCGCUGACCUGUACCUCCACCACGACAACCUCUACGCCGGCAUACGCAUCCGCCCGCCCCCCCUGCGCCCCACUCCACUAGCCCCAGGGAAGCGCGGCCCCUCGUCAUCCCCCCCCAGCGGCUACCAGUCCCUGCGGUUGGCCACGGAGCUGUUCCCGGCACUACUGGCUGUGAACGGCGCGCAGAAAAUCUCACCCUUCUGGUCCUCACUCUUCUACCUCAGCCUCCUGCUCUUCGGCAUAGCUCAGCAGUUGGCGGUGUGGCGGACAGUGGUUGAGGCGGUCAUCUCCAUCAAUCGACAGCGGCUUCAGGCGUGGGAGACCUUCAUAACCUUUCUCUGCUGCCUCUUUGGGUUCUCUGCGGCGCUACCCAUGGCCACAGGGGCCGGCAUCCAUAUCAUCUACUUCUUGGAUUAUGUGAUAAGCUGUGGCUGGUGGCUUAUGAUACUUCAGCUGGUGCAGAUCUUCGCGCUUCUCUUCGUGCGUGGAAAACCGUACAGCGGGCAGGACAUCGUGCGGGAACUGAUGGGGCGUCAAGAGCAGUGCCGCGGGUUGUGGUUGGCGCCGCUCACCUCCUUCUCCUGGAACAUCGUCAUCCCUGUCGGCCUACUCAUCCUCUCCAUCUCAUCCUUCAAGUCGGGGCAGUUUAGGGAGGUGUUUGCGUGGUCCAGCUCCCAGUACUGGCCGGUGUGGGUGUGCCAGCUGGCGGCGGCACUGCAGCUGGCACCCAUCCUGCUGGUGCCGCUGGUGGGGGUGUUUCAGACCUGCCGAUACCUGGCACUCACCGAUGAAGACCUGUUUGAGAGGAUCCAACUCCUGUACCGUCCGUCCCUCCUGCAAAGGGCGCGGGGGCUGGACGGUUUCCUGCCCCACUCGGAGGACACGGAGAGGGUGGACGGGGGGGCCGGCGAGGGUGGGGAGGACUCCGAGGGCAGCCUGACCCCCCGCCCCUACAGCGACCCCCCUCCCAAGUACACACCGCCCCCCUCCUACUCCACGGCGACUGGGGCAAGAUUCGCCAAACUCGUCAACACAAGCUUACGGCACAGCAUGCGACGUCUACGCGACACACUACGCUCUGGGCAGGCACCCACAGCCCCAACCCCCCCCACCGAGGACACCCAAGCCACCCGAGACCCCGAGAGCGGCCCCACAGCCCCCCGCACCACCCCGUACAUCCCCCCACCCGAUUACGUCUCCUCCCCUCCACAGUACUCCACGCUGGACCCACUACGUCGGCAACAAGCUUUAGCAGCCUUGAACGCAUCCUCAACACCCAAUACGAGUGCGUGCGUGAAGGUGGAUGGUGAGGACGCACACCCACACCCCUUACACGCCACCUCGCACCCCCCACACACCCCUCCCUCAUCGUCCUUCAGCCGGUCAUCAAGUUUCCGUCGAUCCGGGCUGAGGCGUAGCAUAGCGUCGGGGGUUCGUCGAAGCGCGAGAAGGCUUGCGGCGAGUCUGGGGAUGGCGACGGGAGGGGAGGAUGACGGGGAUAGGCUAGUGGGGGUUGGUGGUGAUAGGGGUGGUGGCGAGGGGACUGGGGAAGGGCAGGGGAGCGGGCAACAAGGAGGGCAGCAGCAACAGCCAUAUGUAUACACCAACCUGGAGCUUCUGUCGCACUCCCACGCAUGAGGAGAGUACGGCAGCGAUAUUUGGUUGGUUCCGAUCUUUGUGUUUGUUGUUGAUUGCCUUUCCUGUGUAGUUUAUAUGAGUUAACGGUUUCAUAUUUUGUUUUGUUUAUUUUUUCCUCCCUUUGUAGUUUAUUAAUUAGAAUAUUUUACUUUUUUAUCGAUGUUACUGUCGCUACGUCUCACAGUUUUCGACAUAUUUUUCAAUGUUUUCAGUUUUUAUUUUCAACAUUAUUAUUUUCAACACUAGGCCUACACUCAUUUUUUUUCCUUGGGGGUGAGCUUCCUUCUUUCCUCUACCUAUUAACAAAGAUUUACACCAUCAAUAUAUUUCAUUACCAUACGUACAUAUUUCAUUUAUAAGAAGGUCAACAUAUUCUCUCUUCUCCUUCCUUCCUUCCUGUUCGAACCAAUAAUUUCUUUUGCUUCUUUUCUCAUCACCUCAGAUUUACACCAUCAAUAUAUCUCUUCAUUACCAUACGUACAUAUUUUAUUUGUGAGGAGGUCAACAUAUUCUUCUCCUUCCUUCCUUCCUGAACCAAUAAUUUCUUUUGCUUCUUUUCUCAUCACACC